Molecule: messenger RNA, 4444 nt
Organism: Colius striatus (speckled mousebird)
Lineage: Eukaryota; Metazoa; Chordata; Aves; Coliiformes; Coliidae
Gene: CEP104
Product: centrosomal protein 104
Exons: 22
Coding region: 384-3239 (951 amino acids)
Cellular component (GO): cilium
Source: RefSeq, a predicted model, not a curated record
CCGGCGUUGCCAUGACAGACGGCGCCGGGGCCGCAGCCAGGCAAGUGGCCUCGUUCUCCCCCCCUCUGCUUUCCCCUCAGGCUGCGCCAGCUUCCCCCAGCAUCCCUCCCUCCAGGCCGCCGCGACGGGCGGCUUUGUCCACGGCCCGGCUCGGCCGGGACCCCUCCGGGGCCCAUCGUGGCGGAGCGGCCGGGGCCGGGGCCGGCGGGAGGAAGGAACGGGCCCACGCUAAUGCCACGAAAUCGCUACGGUAUCGGAGGUGGGAGUAGCGUCGGUCUUUGCCGCUUGUCCCACCCGUCGUUGCCUCGCUUCCCGUCCCGGCAGCGGCCUGGGGAUUACUUAAGCUCAGAACAUCGUUGCUGUGACUAGCACGCUUGUGCAGGAUGCCACACAAGAUUGGGUUCAUAGUUGUUAGAUCAUCGGGGCACGAAGACGGCUUCAGCGCGAAAGAGCUGAUGGUUCAUGCACCAACAGUGAAUGGAUGGAGAUCACCCAGACUCUGCCAGUAUCCACAGGAAAUUGUUCUGCAGAUGGUGGAGAGGUGUCGGAUACGAAAGCUGCAGUUGCUUGCUCACCAGUACAUGAUUUCAAGCAAAAUUGAGUUCUACAUCAGUGAAAGCUUGCCUGAGUACUUUGCUCCUUAUCAGUCACAGAGGUUUCACAGACUAGGUUACGUUGCUCUCUCGGACAACGAAAAGACUGGUUUCGAAGCACGGGAGUUAAAAUCUGUGUAUAUAGAUGCGGUUGGACAGUACCUGAAGCUGAUUUUCCAUAAAAAUUACGUCAAUAAAUACAACCUGUAUGGUCAGGUUGCCCUAGUAGCCAUAAACAUUAUUGGAGAUCCAGCAGACUACAGUAAUGACAGCAAUAACACUCCUUCCAGAGAGAAGCUGAUAGACCACUACUUAGGAAUUAAAUCAGAUGAUCCUGCCUUAGAUGGAACUUACCUGGGGAAGCCUGACUCCAUUUCACCUCUGGAUGAUCUGGCUUUUGACAUGUACCAGGACCCAGAGGUUGCUCAGAUUAUACGUAGGCUGGAUGAGAAGAAGCGCGAAGCCGUCCGUCACGAACACUACGACCACGCCAAGAAGCUCAAACAGGCCAUUGCAGACUUGCAGAAGGUAGGGGAGCGACUGGGCCGGUACGAGGUAGAGAAGCGCUACGCUGUAGAGAAAGAGGAUUAUGAUCUUGCCAAGAAGAAGAAAGAGCAGAUGGAAAUGUACCGCCUGAAGGUGUAUCAGCAGCUGGAGCUCCACGACCUCCUGGAUGCAGAGCUGAUGAUUCGAAAGCCAGCUGAGUUGCCUUCGGAGCCCGCAGUUUGUACUGACAGUCCUCAGCGCACAAGAGCUGCAAAUUCCCCUCCUGGUGAGCACACAGAGCCACAGAAAGGAGAGCCAUGGAGAGCAGAGCCUUUGCUGGAAGAGAAGUCAGCAGAUGCCACUUCUGCUGAGCCCGUUGCUCCCCAUCAGUCCCCUUCUCCUCCCAAGCCUCAUCCCACACCCGCCAGGGAAGAGUUUUCCAAAGAAAAUGUUGAAUUUUUGCCUUACGACGAGAGGCCUCUUCCAGCUGCCCGUAAGCAGCCUGACGAAGCACUGGUGUGCCUGGAGCCAGAGGUGGCUGGAGAGCACGUCGGUGGCACUCAGAGUAGUGGCAUCACUGGUGAACCAGAACCAUUGACUGAGAAGGCCCUGAGGGAGGCCAGCCCUGCUGUUGAAGUCUUUGGAGAGGCUUUGGUUUCGGGAGCGUACUCCAAAACUUGGUCCUAUCGAGAAGAUGCCUUACUGGCUGUGUAUAAGAAGCUGAUGGAAAUGUCAGUAAAUGCUCCAAAAGAUGAUUUAAAGAACAUGCUGAGGGCUGCCAUUUUUCUUGUAAGGAGAGCCAUCAAAGACAUAGUGUCUUCUGUUUUUCACGCUUCCCUGAAACUUUUAAAAAUGAUUAUUACCCAAUAUAUACCAAAACAUAAACUAGGAAAACUAGAAACUUCUCAUUGUGUGGAAAAAACACUUCCAAAUUUGCUUUCUAGAACAGGAGACUCUUCAUCCCGCCUUCGCCUUGUGGCUUCUCACUUUAUUCAGGAAAUGGCACUGUGCAGUGAAGUUAAACCUCUUCAGAUCAUUCCAGUUCAUUUGGUUCAACCCUUAAAACCAAACUCCCCGACACACCUGGCAAUGAGUCAGGUGGAAUUAGUGGAGUGCCUCGUGAAAGACAUGGGAACGGAAAACUCUGGAUUUACCAUCAGCAAUGUCAUGAAGUUUGCCACAGGAGCUCUGGAGCACAGAGUCUGUGAGGUUCGUGAUGCAGCGUUGCGGAUUAUCUUUGCUCUGUACAGGCAGCACCAGGCUGCUGUGCUGGAAUUCCUGCCCCCAGAAGAUGCCAACAUCCGCAGGACUGUUCUCUAUAAAACCCUGUUUGAUGGGUUUGCUAAAAUAGAUGGGAGACUUUCCGAAGCUGAGAGUAGGACACAGGGAAGGGCAGCAACAGCAGAAACGGAGACACAGAAGAAGGAAGAAAUAAAAGUUCUGCAAGGUCAACUGGCAGCUCUAAAGGAGAUACAAGCAGAAGUUCAGGCUGGAAAGGAGGAAGAGUCUGAUUUUCAGAAGCCAAAGAAUCGAGGUUAUCAGGUAAAGGAAAGCCCACAGCCUGCAGCAGCAGUGAUUCCACAUGAUCAUUCCUCGGUUGCAAAUUACUUGGAUAACUUGUGUAUUUUUUGUGGUGAAAGGGAUGAAUCCUUCACAGAGGAGGGACUUGAUCUCCAUUACUGGAAACACUGCCCCAUGUUAACCCAGUGUGAGCACUGCAAACAGGUGCUGGAAAUAGCCAGCCUGACAGAGCACCUGUUGACUGAUUGUGACAAAAAGGACAGCUUUGGGAAAUGUCAGCGGUGCAGUGAGGCCCUUCCGAAAGAUGAGUUGCCCAAACACAUUAAGAGCAAGACCUGCAAUCCUGCCAAACCAGAAAAUGUAGCGAACCAUUGCCCGUUGUGCCAUGACAACUUUUCCCCAGGAGAGGAGGCCUGGAAGUCUCACCUAAUGGGCAAAGAGGGCUGUAAAAUGAAUCAGCGGAGGUUAUACCCAAUGAAUAAAACUCUUGUGGUGCAGCCUGGCAAAAUAGGUGGCCAGUAUUUAAGGAAACCAGGUCCUUCGGGAGCAAAAGCUCAACCUCCUUCUGUAGGCAGCAAAAUCCCAACUCCAAGAGGUGGCCCCAAUAAAAGCCCUGGCAAAACAUACUCAAAGCGAUGACAGGACAAGUAUUUUUCCCCUUGUUUUAAUAACUGGGCACAACAGUAGUUCACAGUUACUGAAGAAUUGUGAGCAACUCCUGUCUUCUUUUUUGUUUGACCACCUGGGGCUGUUUAUUGGCCUUCAGCAGCACUUGCCUGCUCUGGUAACUUCUGUAUUAGCUGUAUGUGCAGCACUGUGCGUUCCUCCUAGAAAUGCUCAUCCUAGAAACAUACAUAUAUACAUAUAUUAGGAAUAUAUAUAUAUAUUAACAAGUAUGUAUGCAUUUUUACUUCUACUAUAGUGGCCCAGGUUCCUAAUUGAGACCCUGGUUCCUUAUGUGAGCGUGAUAACAGCUGCUUUUGCCCAGGCUCAUGAGCUGUUGCCCAUAGAGUUUGUUCCUGUUGGACAUCAAACUGUGAGCUCUCUGUCGUGCAAGGUUAAGGAAGAAAACCCAUGUGCAGAGGUCCUCCAUGUGCUCUGGACUGGCCAGCACAGCGAGCAUGUUGAACUGGGAAAUACGGAGCUCUGCUGCUUCUCAACUGUGGCAUUUAAACCCGGUUGAGCAAAGUGCAACUAAAAUAAUGUGUUAAAUCCUGCAGGUAGCAGGAUGUGUGCUUUCUAUUUUAUAACAUUAUGGGAGAACCUUUUCAAAUGUGAUUUUUAUAUUUGAAAAAAAACAUAAUUGAGACUCCUGAGCAUAGUGGUACCAGCUCUGGAACCUUUAAAGGCUGGUUUCACUGGGCUGCCUCCCUUCACUUAACCUGUGUUUUCUGCAGUGGCAAAAUAACCACUGGUGUGAAAAACCCAGUGGGAUUUGUUCCUGUGCUGGGAAGUCUUGAGCAAAAUAUCAUGGAGCAGAAAUGCUGUGCAGGUGGAGGUCAGGCUGAGGGAAAGGACUGUUUCAACCUGUUGGGCUGGAAAGCUUACAUCAGCAAUGACGGUGCAUCGGUGUUAGAGAAAGGAAGGACAGUGCUCUUAUUGCACGGGCGUUUUUCUGUAUGAUCUCUCUCUGUGCCGUACCUGAAUGUCAACCAAGUUGUUUUCAUCUAUGCAAACUGCAGCCAGCAAAUCCCAAGGGACCGCUUUUACAUUAAGGAGCCAUUUGUAGAGAUCACACAGUUCCCAAGUACUGGAUAAGCAGAGAAGGGAUUUAAUCCUAGAGCACAACUCGCUGCUGGUAGAGCUGUAAGUUAUUUCAAUUGCACAUAUUUAAUAAAUCUGUU